AUGGUUCUUGAAUCCCUCACCCUGGCCCUCGCAUCCGUGCACGCGAUGCUACCGGGCAGUGGCUUCUCUACACUCACUCUCACGGCGCUUCUCGCGACGUUGGUCAGCGUGAUUCUUAUUGCUGGAUUCCCAAAAUUCUCUGAAACCGCCAAAGCCAACAACAAGGACCGCAAGUCCGGCCACUGGACGCCAGAAAUCUAUGAAGCCCCCACGCCUAAGCCGUACGAAGGGUGGGACAUUGUCACCACCAGACCAGAGCCCUACAGAGCGUUCAAACACACAUACUUCACCACUAUGGGGAUCCGAACCAUGGAAUGGGACAAGUGGUUUGAAAUCGAUAACGAGUGGCCAAAGUUCCAUCAGCGAAAGCUCGAACGUAUGGAAGAACGGGGUAGUGAGGUGGUCAGCACCAACCCUGGAAAAGCCAUGGAGGCGGCGUAUGAGCUUUUGGAGGAGAUGCAAAAGUUCUUGCCCGCAAGAUAUCCAACGUUGUUCGCUAGAACCGCUGUGGGGAUUGACAACUUGCACACUGGCGAAUCCUUCGACAUCGUGACGCGUCCCUUAAAGGAAGACCCUAUGCGUAUUGCCGCAAAGUUGGUACAGGAUGAUAUUUCCAUAUUGAUAGAAGAGGAAGACGGCCAGUACUAUAUGCGGGGUGGGGCGGUGAUGUUGGCUGGCUCCUGGCGUAUGAAAGACAAAAUUAACUUGCCGUUAUCCUCAAUCCAUACCAGGGCAAACGUCCCGAGGUACAAGGAAAACUUGCAAGGAAGCAUGGAAAGGUUCUUCUCCCGGCAGACCCCCGACAAGGCUGUGCUCAGAAACAACUACUUCUUCCAGACCAACAACGACUUGGCGUGGUCAGCGUCCCUCGGGCCUGAGACCAGCGAGGACUUCCACCGCAAUUACGAGUCGAACAUGGCAACCACUAUUGACCAAGUCUAUCUCAGAAGCGAGCGCCAGUCCAUGAGACGAUUGCCAAAGACUGGUGCCACCAUAUUUACCAUCCACACGUACUUCUUCCCGGUGGCCCAGAUGUGCGACGAGCCGUUUGUCGCUAGAAGGUUGCUCGACGGGAUCAGCAGCUGGACUGAGGAUAUCGAGCGGUUCAGAGGGCUUGCCAUGUACAAAGACGUCUUGUUGCCGUUCCUCGAAAACAAGGCCCAGGAGCUCGAGGCAAAGGGGUUCACCUUGGACAAAGAGCCAUACAGCUAUCCGUACUAA
Babjeviella inositovora NRRL Y-12698 is the source of this 1221-nucleotide messenger RNA. RefSeq names its product heme-dependent oxidative N-demethylase family protein. NCBI's taxonomy places the organism in Eukaryota, Fungi, Ascomycota, Pichiomycetes, Serinales. The coding region runs from base 1 to 1221 and encodes 406 amino acids. The record is from RefSeq and is a predicted model, not a curated record. The transcript has 2 exons.